UCUCCUCUUUAUAAACGGGCGGCGGAUGGGGCCGUUUCUCAUUUCCCAGGGACAUCUUGAGGAAAUGUGAGCGGGGCUUUUGUGCUGUAUUUACAGCUCCCACUCCAAGCCCGGGGGGCGUGUGCGUGUGUGGGGGAGAAAGGCUGAUCUAUUCUUGAGGUGCUUGUCUAUGCGUGCGUGUCUAAAACCGCGCCACAUAGAGUGUGUGAAGUGGGCAGAGUCAGGCUGAGCCUGGCCAUGGAGGUGUGCGCUGCCGAGGAGCGAAUGGUCUACUCCAGAUCGCAGAUGGUGUUCACGGGAACAAAGGCGCUGGAGGAUGCGCUCAGGAUCUUCAUGCCCAAGUGCGACGACUUUCACAACUCGGAGCUAGCGCUGUGGGACUUCCUGUGCAGCAUGAGGGAGGAAGGCUUCUCCCCGCGCAUCCUGCGGAGCAAGGACGUGUACGGAUACUCUUCGUGCCGCUCCGCGGUACCUGAAGCCAAGCCUGCGGCUCAACUUAAAUCUGCCGCCGAGAGGGCGACCAGCAGUCGGCGGAAGAGACAAAGGAAAGCAGGAACCAAUGCGGGGGAGCCCGUCACCAAGAAAAGCAGAAGCUGCCCCACAAAGACCUCUGCCUCGCACGUUAUGAGCAGGGUUUUACGAGGCAGCUUAUCCAGGAGAGCCGCCGCCUUUAGUCUCACUGACUUUCCAACCAUAAAAGUUGAAGAUUCCUCUUCCGAUGAAAGUGUUUCCAAAGCACGCCAAAGGGCUCAAAAGAUUCUUAAAGUAAACUUGUCCCCCGUGAUCCGAUUAAGACCCGUGAGGGUGGCCUGAUUUAAGAUUCCAAUGAUGGGACAUUUCUGGAGUUAGAAUAAAUCAAUUUAUCCUGUUUUAAAUCCGCAUUAUCCUCAGAUACUAUUUAUUAUGGAUAUCGGCAAACAAGAUACAGAGAGCGUUUCAAUUCUUUCAUUGCUUCUCCAAUUUUUCAACCUUUGAUGAACUAUUUUUCUCUGUCCCCCCCACCCUCGUAUAUUCAUCUCAUUGCUUCCUUGUAGUUGUUAUUGCAGACAAGGAACCCGUCGGAAAUUGGUAAUGAUGAUAAUA
Amblyraja radiata (thorny skate) is the source of this 1083-nucleotide messenger RNA. Its product is annotated as coiled-coil domain-containing protein 71L. Lineage: Eukaryota; Metazoa; Chordata; Chondrichthyes; Rajiformes; Rajidae. The transcript has a single exon. Bases 238 to 813 code for a protein of 191 amino acids. The record is from RefSeq and is a predicted model, not a curated record.